This is a messenger RNA of Neocloeon triangulifer, 2480 nucleotides long. RefSeq lists its product as uncharacterized. NCBI's taxonomy places the organism in Eukaryota, Metazoa, Arthropoda, Insecta, Ephemeroptera, Baetidae. The coding region runs from base 501 to 2195 and encodes 564 amino acids. The record is from RefSeq and is a predicted model, not a curated record. The transcript is spliced from 9 exons.
AUCAAUGACUGAAUCCCACUCUCCUUGCAACAAGUCCAGACAAGUCGGAGAGCAGAAAAGACAGAAAUGUGCAGUUUUUCAUCGCAAAGAAAUCCGACGCCAAGCCGGACAUCUUGUGGCUUUUCUGCCCACGAGAAUCCGUAGUGCGUGUUGGCUUUUUUGAGCUGAAUUUCGUCGGCAAUCCUUUUCGGCUGUCAACGCAACGGCGUCAUUAUUUUACGAGUGAGAAAAAAUCUUGGUUUAAUCAGUCAUUCGGCCUCUGAAUCGCGCACUAAACGCGGAAAAAAACGGAUCUUUUUCGUACCGCAGUCGCGUCGGGAGUUUUUUGAGCCGUGAAACACGAAAUUUCUGUCGUCAUUUCUGAACAAAGAACGAGCUUUUUCUCGCCCGGACACGUCCUGAGGUCAGUCGAGUGCCUCCGAACAGGAUUUUCUUCAUCAUCAGCCCCCUGCGCUAAGGAACGGACCAGUUACUGCAGACCCAUUGGCAAAUCGACAAAAAUGAAUCAUCCAUCAUCGUCGCUAAUUAGGAGGCACCAUUUUUUGGACUUGGUCAAAGGUCGGGCGAGCACGCGGGAUCUGGUCGGAGCGGCGAAAGUCCUGCAAACCGUGAGACUGAACCUGGUGCCCUUGCAGGAGCUGGCCAUGCGCACCGUCAUCUCCAACUUGCCCAAACUGGACCCUGAUUCCAUCAACAACCUUCCGAACUCUUUAAAAACUGCAAUCCUCGAGGCCAUAACAGAGUUGAUUCCCAGGAAAGUCGAAGUCAGAUUAAGUGAUUUGCCCCCCCUUAUUGGCCUUGACCUCGCUCCAGACAGUUCUUGCAUCAUCCAGAAAAUGUUCAUUGGCUUCACUCUUGAGGAGAGAAACUCACUCCAGCCUGAUCUCAGCACACUCAAACAGCUCAUAACCUCAGAUCUGCAAAAAUUUGAUUUCAAUGUGGUUGAACAAGAUCUGACCGUCCUCAGCGAAGAUUCUGAGAAAAUUUGGCAGUGCUUGGCCUCCUCAGCUCCCUACCUAUGUAGCAUUCGAGACCAAGGGUAUCAGAAGCCAAGACCUGGAUACCUGAUUGUCCCGUACCUUACCAAGUUUUUCCAUCUCUUGGACCAGCAGCUGACCACCUUUGAAUUCUCCGAUCGUGACAUACAAGUGCUGAGUACAAGCUGCCCAAACCUGAAGAAUAUAAUUUUGAGAAGGAACGGAGAUUUGACUGAGAACGGACUGCGCUCGCUUGAAAAUUUACCCCUGGAGCAAAUUUCCAUUGAUUGCUUGGACCGCAGAUAUAACCCUAGAGAUGUUGUCAACCCUCAAAAAGCAUUUGAAUUGCUGCCCAAGCUCCGAUCCAUCCGCAAUUGGCACUAUCCUGAUCGCUUUGAACUGCCAAACUUGUCGAUCCCGGAAAAUCCUCAACAGCGAUUCAUGUUGGAAGAGGUGGCAGACAUCAUGGGCUCUUUGGAAAACAUUGGAAGUCACCUUAGUAAACUGAAGAGGGUGAACGGCAGUGGCAGUGGAAAUAGACUGUCCCCAGAGAUUUUGACUCAGCUUCCCCAUUUGCAAUCGAUGCAUGACCUUUUCCUCCCUGAGGACUAUCUGGCCCUCGAACUGGUCGGCACCAAACUGGUUGAAGUUACAGUUUCGAACAUUUUUAGUGAACACGUAGACCUGAGUCGUAUUAUAAUGUUGUGUCCCAACCUGGAGAAGCUGCACCUGUUUGCUUACUUUAGUCUAGAAGACCAGCAGCACGUUGUCGAGCCUGCCAGGUUAAAGCUGAAGGAUCUCAAGCUGAAAGCAAGUGUCUCCUCUGAUGACGACGCUGAAGACCCUGGCAUGAUCUUCUGGGAUCUGUUGCUGGCGCCGAACCUUGAGAAAGUCGGGCUUUUCGACUUCCUCUUCACCGAGCCGAGCGCCCUCCUCGACUCGGCCUCGCCAUUCCUGCAAAGAUUGACCUUCCUCAAUACCAGGUUUGAGUUCAAGUGGCCCACAAAGGAGACCAAAGACAGAGAUUUUCCACAAGCCCUGGACAUUCACAACGAGCUGCUCUCGGGGCUCAUCAGAAACUGCCCCCAUUUGCAAAAAGUGCGAUGCGAAAUUUUUGCCAAAAAAGCUAACAUGUAUAGACAGGAACGUCAUCACAAGUUGCUUUUGGCAGAUGUGUCUCCUGAAUGGUGUAGAAUCCCUAAACAAAAAUACAUUUAAGAUUUGAAAAAUGAUUAAGAGACAUUUUUCUAAAGCUGUCUUCAAUUAAAUUUGUGAGAAUUAAUGGUCUUCCAAUUUUCUUCCAUGCCAAAUAAACGAUUUAUAUCACUGAACUGAAUUUAUAAACACAAAUCAAUAUUGUGGAAAUUUGUUUCUGGCGCACGGCAAAGUAUGUUACUGUAGUUCCCUUUCUUCUUCAAAGUUUAUUUGGAUCAUUUCGUAAAUAAAGCAAGUCAACUGGUAUCUAUUGAGAUGUUCUUGGUCGCUAAAUAUGACAUUUUAAUA